This is a messenger RNA of Phanerochaete carnosa HHB-10118-sp, 772 nucleotides long. RefSeq lists its product as uncharacterized. Lineage: Eukaryota; Fungi; Basidiomycota; Agaricomycetes; Polyporales; Phanerochaetaceae. Gene Ontology annotation, biological process: proteasome-mediated ubiquitin-dependent protein catabolic process. The coding region runs from base 44 to 670 and encodes 208 amino acids. The record is from RefSeq and is a predicted model, not a curated record. The transcript is spliced from 5 exons. Gene Ontology annotation, cellular component: proteasome core complex; proteasome core complex, beta-subunit complex.
CCUCCCAUUCCCUCAAUCUCCUUCCCGGUAACUUUUGCCCAUCAUGUCGAUCAUGCAACAUAACGGUGGCUCCGUCAUAGCCAUGGUGGGCAAGGAUUGUGUCGCCAUUGCCUCGGACUUGCGCUUGGGUGUUCAAUCGCUGAGCAUCACAUCAGACUUUGAGAAGAUAUUCCCGGUGACAGACCGGCUAUUCGUAGGACUUCCUGGUCUUGCGACAGACGUCACGACACUACGAGAACAAUUCCGGUACCGCGUGAACAUGUACACUAUCAAGGAGGAGCGCGAGAUCGAGCCACAGACCUUCGCGCAGCUAGUCUCCUCCACGCUCUACGAGCGACGCUUCGGCCCGUACUUCAUCGAGCCCGUCAUGGCCGGCAUGCAGAAGACACCAGCCGGCGGCUACGCGCCGUUCAUCGCCGCGACGGACCUCAUCGGCUGCCUGAACUUCGCGAAGGACUUUGUCGUGGCGGGUACCGCGAGCGAGAAGCUGUUUGGUGUGGCGGAGGGCCUGUGGGAGCCUGACCUCGAGGCGGAGGACCUUUUUGAGACGAUCUCGCAGACACUGCUCAACGCGCUAGACCGCGAUGCGUUCUCGGGCUGGGGUGCGGUCGUACAUGUCAUAACGAAGGACAAGGUUAUAACGCGCAAGCUCAAAGGAAGAAUGGACUAGAAUUGCCGAAUUCUGUUGUAUUUCAUAGCUAUCGUUCAUCUGCAUAUUCGCUCUUGAUCCACCCGUCCGCAGCGAGUUCUCUCAGUGCCAAGACGGACGUAU